Molecule: messenger RNA, 2207 nt
Organism: Cheilinus undulatus (humphead wrasse)
Lineage: Eukaryota; Metazoa; Chordata; Actinopteri; Labriformes; Labridae
Gene: nr5a5
Product: nuclear receptor subfamily 5, group A, member 5
Exons: 7
Coding region: 113-1729 (538 amino acids)
Biological process (GO): regulation of transcription by RNA polymerase II; tissue development; hormone-mediated signaling pathway
Cellular component (GO): RNA polymerase II transcription regulator complex
Molecular function (GO): RNA polymerase II cis-regulatory region sequence-specific DNA binding; nuclear receptor activity; zinc ion binding
Source: RefSeq, a predicted model, not a curated record
UCUGGCCUGCCUGCCGGCCUUUGUGAGGCUCUCCCUCGGUCUGGUCUCCUGAUCUCUGCAACAAUGAAGAUCAGGCUGGGCUGACUCUGAAGCUCCUGUCCAGUCAGCUAGAAUGGACCUACCUGGUUAUCAAAGACAGGAGACCCAGUCUUCUGUCAACCACUCUAAUGACCAAACGGAUCUGUUACCUUUGGAAGGACCAUCAACAUCUCAGGAGUUUAAGACAGAGUCAGACAGCAGACCAGAAUCUGAGGAGAGCUGUCCUGUUUGUGGAGACAAAGUGUCAGGAUAUCACUAUGGGCUGCUCACUUGUGAAAGCUGCAAGGGCUUCUUUAAACGCUCAGUGCAGAAUAACAAGCAUUACACCUGUGCAGAACAACAAAGCUGCCCCAUGAACCUUUGGCAGAGAAAACGCUGUCCGUCCUGUCGCUUCCAAAAGUGUUUGGCAGUGGGCAUGAAGAGAGAAGCUGUGAGAGCAAAUCGUAUGAGGGGUGGCAGGAAUAAAUUUGGCCCUCUGUAUCGACGGGACAGGCUGUUUAAACAGCAAAAUGUGUGUCACCAGGCAAACACGGCUUCAUAUAGGAUCAAGAUGGAAACAACCCAGAGACACCAGCCAGUAGCUCCAGAUCUUAAUCUAAUGAGCAGUCACACCAAUGAUCCUUCACCUUCUGCUUUUCAUCAGUCCCACAUUUACCCCUCUGGCAUGGGACAGUCGAGUGUGCCCAUGCCUCUGGACUGCUCUAUGAGCACAGACAGAGUGCUCACUCCUCCAUCUCUGCCCUUUUCUGGACUGUAUCACCACAACUUCCCUGGACACCUUCAAAACAAACGAGAAAUGCCUUUUACCUACACAGCAGCCUCAGCAAACUACUCAUUGCAUCCAGUUAGUUCAUUCCCAUCAAGGAGCACACAGGCAUCAUCCCCCUGCUCAACAUCAAGCUCAAUCAUGCCUCUUUCUCAAACCCCCAACCAAUCCUAUCAAAACCCCCCUUCAGUCCCUCCGACACAAAACUUUCUAAGCCAGCUCCUAGAGGGGGAUCAAGAUGAGAGCCAGCUGUGCGCCAAAGUCCUCGCCAGUCUGCAGAGAGAACAGGCCAACAGGGGAAAACAUGACUGCCUGAAUACAUUCAGCAUCAUGUGCAAAAUGGCUGACCAGACUCUGUUUGGACUUGUGGAGUGGGCCAGGAACAGUUCACUGUUCAAGGAGCUCAAGGUAGAAGACCAGAUGGUGCUGCUACAGAGCUGCUGGAGUGAACUGCUGGUCCUUGAUCACCUUUGUAGACAGGUGACCUACGGGAAAGAAGGCUGCAUUUAUCUAGUCACAAAACAACAGAUCGAUGUUUCGACUGUCAUCUCUCAAGCAGGUCCAACACUGAGUGCCCUGGUAUCAAGAACACAGGACCUAGUGUCAAAACUGAAGGCACUCCAGUUAGACAGACACGAGUUUGUUUGUCUCAAGCACUUAGUACUAUUCAACCCUGAUGUGAAGUCAGUGCAGAGCCGAAGGCAGGUGGAGCAGACUCAAGAAAGGGUUAACAGGGCCCUGAUGGAGCACACCCAACAAAGCCAUCCAGGACACGCAGACAAGUUCGGCCAGCUGCUGCUACGGCUACCUGAAGUACGCAGCAUAAGCUUACAGGUGGAAGAGUAUCUGUAUCAGCGCCAUCUUCUAGGAGAUUUGCCCUGCAACUCCCUACUCUCUGAGAUGCUGCACACGAAGCACAACUGAGAAAAUGCUGCUGGAUAUUCAAGCCUGAGACACACAAAAGAGGCACAGCCUGAGUUUAGUGCAGUCAAUUUUGUACCUCCUGUUUAGAAUUAUCGACCAAACUAAACUUUUUACUCUUGUAAAUGUUUUUAAUUGUCUAGAGCUAACAUAUCCAUAACAAACCUCGGCAACUGACAAAAUAUGAAUACUUGAGUAACCUGUGUCCAACUUCAUCCAUGUGUUAUUAUAAGCAGUAUUUAUCACAGUAUAAAGGCCCCGUGUACCUUUUAUUUCUGUAAGCACUGUUCUAAGGAUUUGAAAUCCAAGCACUACCAUGAUAGUACAUAAAGCCCCACUGUGUAAAGCAAAAAGACAAAUGCAACACUGAAUAAAGAACUUUUUUUUUUUGAUGUGCCUUUGCAGACUCUAAACACAUAACUGAUACUUCUCAACUUACACAUGUGGACAAAAUCGUUGGUACCCUUCCAUUAAAGAAAGA